UUUCAGUUGUAUUUGUAGUACUCGUUACUACCGUUGGUGGCUCUGUUGGUUCGUCAAAACAAACAGAAGAAGUUCAAUCAAAACAGAAGCGCUAACCGAGCUCAUCUCAUCGAGUUUUACAUUUUAAAGUUAAAUUUCUCUUUUCUGAAUCAAAUCAACAUUGGAUCAAGAUCUGCUUUGUCCACCAUGUUUCCUUGCAGCAAAUGUGGGAAGAGCUACUCCUCAUCGCACGCUUUAAGACGUCACCUGCGCAUUCACUCUGGAGAGCGACCGUACAGCUGUGAUUUCUGCUCCAAGACUUUCACCUGGAAGCACAACGCCAAAACACACAUCCAGAUUCAUGCCGUCAAACCGUACGACUGUGAAAUUUGUGACAAGCAAUUUCGAUCCUCCAAUGAACUCACCCACCAUCUGAGAAAGCACUUUGAUGUGAUGCCUCAUGUUUGUACGGACUGUGGAGAAGGAUUUGAGCGGCCAGCACAGCUCAGGGUUCACAACUGUCCCAGCGGAGCUAAAGUCACGGAUGAAGAAAUUCUCAAACAGUUGGAGAUGACUGAAAAUAACAGUUCUUCUUUCACCGCAGGAGAAGCAGAUCUAGGAAAUGUAGAUGAGAGACCAGAGGAUGAACAGUAAAAACAUGUCAGAAAUGUAUAUAUAUAUAUUUUUGUUACUAUAAAGUUUAAAUUACUGUUGCCUUACGUUUACAUGGUUUAUUCAAGUGUGUUAGAGAUCUUGUGUUAGAGAUCUUGUGUUUUACAAUUAUAAUUUUUACUGAUUUAUGAUUGUGAAGUAACAGCCAGCCAGCCAGUGUAAGUAUAUAAGUAUUGACAACACUUGACAACACAAAAUAUGUGACAAUAUUAAAUGUAAGGUUAGAAUUGCAGGCUAAGACCUAUAGUUGCAUUAAGUUUACUGGUAACAUGGUUUCUUAGACAUUCUGCAUUUCUGUAUAUUAUUAUUAUUUGUACUUCAUGACAUUAUUUGAACAAUAGCUGGUUGUCAUCAGUUUGGAGAUGGAUACGUUUAAUGCCAUACUGUGGAGUAUUCCAGGCACAGUAAUAACAUCUUCUUGAAGAUAAGCAUGUGCCCGACUCCAUCAGAAAAGUUAGAAAAAGAAAAGCAAAUUGUUCACGGAAAUAAUAAGUUGUGACCAAACUAUAAAUUACCAACAUUUAUUUAAUGUAUUAUUUUUAAUGUAUGUAUGUUUGUUUGUUUGUUUGUUUUGUUUUGUUUUUGAAUGAUAAAUAAAAUGAAAAAAUAA
Molecule: messenger RNA, 1261 nt
Organism: Boleophthalmus pectinirostris (great blue-spotted mudskipper)
Lineage: Eukaryota; Metazoa; Chordata; Actinopteri; Gobiiformes; Gobiidae
Product: zinc finger protein 57-like
Exons: 2
Coding region: 187-633 (148 amino acids)
Biological process (GO): regulation of transcription by RNA polymerase II
Cellular component (GO): nucleus
Molecular function (GO): DNA-binding transcription factor activity, RNA polymerase II-specific; RNA polymerase II cis-regulatory region sequence-specific DNA binding
Source: RefSeq, a predicted model, not a curated record